Molecule: messenger RNA, 276 nt
Organism: Staurois parvus
Lineage: Eukaryota; Metazoa; Chordata; Amphibia; Anura; Ranidae
Source: the annotation of a GenBank genome assembly
GCUUUAAAUGGAUAGGCUAUGCUAUCAGCAGGGGCGGACUGACCAUUUGGAAACUCGGGCACUGCCCGAGGGCCAGGGGUCAGUAGGGGGGCCCCAUGAGAUGCCCCUGGUACCUUUUUCAUAGGCUUUUUUGAGUUUGGGCAAGGACACAGGGGCCCCAUGAUCCCCUAUUGCCCAGGGGCCCCAUGAGUUGUCAGUCCGCCCCUGGCUAUCACCCUGCAUUGUCACAUUAAUGUGCAGGAAGCUCAGGAAACCAGACACUUAAUUCGGUCCUCA